Messenger RNA from Chenopodium quinoa (quinoa), 596 nucleotides. RefSeq lists its product as uncharacterized. NCBI's taxonomy places the organism in Eukaryota, Viridiplantae, Streptophyta, Magnoliopsida, Caryophyllales, Amaranthaceae. Bases 162 to 401 code for a protein of 79 amino acids. The transcript has 3 exons. The record is from RefSeq and is a predicted model, not a curated record.
AGCCCAGUAACGCGCUCUUGUUCAUCGCACGGUAGCACCUGAACCCCCCUUUCUCCCUCUCUCUCUAGAAAGUUGCCCUACCUUACUUCUCUCUCUUCGAUCGAUCUAAAAUUUAAUUUCUCUAAUUUUCGACGCAUUUUUUCCAGCUUUGAAGGUCAACAAUGGCGGGUAAAUACAUCGUCGGCUCACUCGUUGGAUCCUUUUUCGUUGCUUAUGCUUGCGAUUACAUAAUGUCUGAUCAGAAGAUUUUCGGAGGAAGUACGCCAUCAACUGUAUCAAACAAAGAAUGGUUCCAGGAAACUGACAAAAGAAUGCAGGCAUGGCCUCGUACUGCUGGACCUCCAGUGGUGAUGAACCCUAUCAGUCGUCAGAACUUCAUCAUCAAGACUACUGAAUCUUGAAGGUUCUUAGUUUCAUGAUUUGAUUUACGUUUUUUUUUGUCGAUUGUUAUUAUCUUUAAUUGGAACAACAACAGGAUGAAAAUUGUAUUGAUGUUUUGAUUAGUAGAGUGGAACUCGUUCUAAUGGAUUUGAAAAUAAUAAUGUUAUGAAACCAAACAUGUUCUUACUUAAGAGAUUCUAUUGCCUUUGUUUUCU